AUGAACUUCUCCGUUUGCCGUGUCCUAAAACCUUUAUGUUAUUGUUUCUGUCAGCUGAAAGGUGGAAUCGAUGAUUGCCCCUGUUCAGUGGAUACAGUGGAUUAUUUCAAUAACAUCAAUGUUUAUCCACGCCUGCAAACCUUGAUGCAUCUAGAUUUUUUUCGGUACUACAAAGUCAACUUUUUACGAGAUUGUCCUUUCUGGGUAGACGAUUCGAAGUGUUCUGUUCGAGAUUGUCACGUGAAAUCUUGCCCUGUCGACCAUGUACCGGAAGGAAUCCGCUCGGAAGACAAGCAGAUUUUCUGUGAUAUCCGUGAUAGCCCACCGUCAACUUCGAAUGAGGAACUAGGACGCCUUGAUGCGACACUGUCGGAAAGUGCGCGUCAAGAACUUCUGCAAUGGGUUGCGCACGAUGACGUGGAAGCCUUGAGCUACUGUGACAUAGGAGACAAUAUGGAAAACGAAGCGGAAUUUGUGGACCUAUUGAUAAAUCCUGAGCGGUUUACAGGUUAUCGUGGACCAUCGGCCCACAGAAUUUGGCGUAGUAUCUAUGAGGAGAAUUGCUUCAAGCCAGAUAAUGCUGUAUCGAAUCCCUUUGAAGCCUUGAAGAAUAUGUGUAUUGAGAAGCGUGCAUUCUACCGUGCAUUAUCUGGCUUGCACACCAGCAUCAACGUUCAUCUUUGCGCAGGUUUCCUGAUGACGGAGCGUGCUAAAGCUUUGGCUUCUCUUUCUGCGAACAAAGUGGCUUGGGGUCCAAAUCUUGAGGAGUUCAGGAAGCGGUUUGAUCCGGAUAUGACGGAGGGUUAUGGUCCACAGCGGCUCAAGAAUUUGUACUACCUGUACUUGUUAGAAUUACGUGCGUUGUCGAAAGCUGCUCCCUAUCUGGCUCGUCAACAAUUCUACACAGGCAACAAAGAUGAAGAUGAAUCAGUGCGAUUGUCCGUCCGUGAUCUAUUGAGAGUUUUACGCUCAUUUCCAGAUCCGUUCGACGAGAAAAUUUUAUUCAAUGAUCCAACAAGUGGGACAGUUUUGAGGGAAGAGUUCCGUCAGCAUUUUAUCAAUAUCACUCGUAUAAUGGACUGUGUUGGAUGCGAUAAAUGCAAGUUGUGGGGCAAGCUUCAAAUUCAGGGUCUCGGAACGGCGCUGAAAAUCUUGUUCACUCCAGAUGAUCACUUUUCGCCUUCCAGAGGACACUUGAAGUUUAGGUUACGGUCCUUGCUCUAA
This is a messenger RNA of Notodromas monacha, 1224 nucleotides long. NCBI's taxonomy places the organism in Eukaryota, Metazoa, Arthropoda, Ostracoda, Podocopida, Cyprididae. The record is from the annotation of a GenBank genome assembly.